Molecule: messenger RNA, 1809 nt
Organism: Colletotrichum orchidophilum
Lineage: Eukaryota; Fungi; Ascomycota; Sordariomycetes; Glomerellales; Glomerellaceae
Product: cytochrome P450
Exons: 2
Coding region: 1-1809 (602 amino acids)
Molecular function (GO): iron ion binding; monooxygenase activity; oxidoreductase activity, acting on paired donors, with incorporation or reduction of molecular oxygen
Source: RefSeq, a predicted model, not a curated record
AUGCUAGGCACUGCGCUACCUGGGCGAACGCUCGGUGACGAGAAACUUGUUCCCACAGGACUCCCCCUUUUUACCGCAUCCUAUGUGCCCAUCUUCGCUGUGGUAGGCCUUCUCCUGUACUUGUUCUACAAAUGGGCUCUACCUAAGCCGAUUCCCGGAAUCCCAUACAAUGUGGAAGCGACGAAGCAUAUACUGGGAGACAUCCCCUCCGUGCAAGAAGCGAUGAAACGCACCGGCGAGUUCAACGCAUGGAUCAACGAGCAGACGGACAAAUUCGCAGAUACACCAAUCUUCCAGGUCUUCAUUCGUCCCCUCGGCAAGCCGCUGUUGAUCCUCUCCGACUUUAGGGAAGCUCAAGACAUUCUCUUGCGACGAAAGGAAUUUGACCGGUCGUCGCUCGACGCCGACCUCCUCGAGGGCGCCGGACGCAACCACCACAUCCAUUUAAAGACUGGCGACAAGUGGAAGAGGCACCGCAGGCUUCUGCAGGACCUCAUGUCGCCUCAAUUCCUCAACGAGGUGGCGGCCCCGACCGUCUACGCGGGGGCCUCGCGGCUCAUCCAGCUCUGGAACAACAAGGCGCGGAUCGCAGAGGGGCGGCCGUUCUCUGCGGAGUCGGAUAUCUACUAUGGUUCUCUGGACGCCGUCUUGACGUUUACGUUUGGCAGCAGCUUUGCCAGCAGCGCGCUGCGCCCGACGUCGGAUCUUAUACAGGGGCUGGGUGCGGAGGAUAUCAGGCGUUUGCGAGGGUCGACUCUCAGUAGCGACGCGCCCUUGGAAUUUCCAACGGGCGAUUGCGACGAAAAGAUACACGCGACGCUUGGUGUGGCAGACUCUAUCGAGUACCUGCAAGGCUCGCCGAUUCCGAGAAUAAAGUGGUGGUUUGUCGAGAAACUCCCCUCGCUACGUCGCGUCUUCAACGUCAAGAGGAAAUACACGCGGGAGGAGAUCGACAAGGCGCUAAAGAGGUUAAAAGAGGUCGGGGACGAGCAGUCCAAACUUUUGUCCGCUGUAGAGUUGAUCGUCCUCCGGGAAAAAAAGCUAGCGGAGAGCGAAGGGCGGGCGCCAGACUUUUUCUCCGAAAUCAUAGUCGACGAGAUCUUUGGCGUAGUUGUCGCGGGACACGACACAACCAGCACGACCAUGUGCUGGGGUCUCAAACUCUUCGCAGAUAACCCCCAACGGCAGACCAACCUGCGCGAGGCACUCCGAGCCGCUUUCCCCGACGCCGCCGCCGAGAAACGCAGUCCGACCGUCAAGGAGAUUACAGGGAACACCAUAAAGGUUCCGUACCUUGACGCUGCUGUAGAAGAAAUUCUCCGCUGCGGCGGCGCUACGCCGCUCGUCGACCGCGAGGCGACCUGCGAUACCGAGCUGUUGGGACACCAUAUCCCCAAGGGGACUGUCGUGAUGUGCCUCAACAAGAGCCACAGCAUGAUGAAGCCCGCGUGCAACGUUGAUGAAUCGCUUCGCAGCCAGAGCAGCCAGAGCGCAAAAGCCCGGGCCUGGGAUGACGCGGAUAUCGGGCACUUCAAGCCGGAACGGUGGCUCGUCGAGUCAUUCAGCACGCCGGGCGGGGUCGAGUUUGAUCAGCAGGCGGGUCCUCAGCUCGCUUUUGGGCUGGGAACUCGCGGUUGCUUCGGGAGGAGGUUGGGGUACUUGGAGUUGCGGAUUAUUCUGGCGCUGAUUGUGUGGAACUUUCAGCUUCUUCCGUGCCCGAGGGAGUUGUCUGGCUAUGGUGCAAAGGAAGGUUUGACGUACAAGCCGAAGGACUGCUACGUACGCCUACUGGCUCUUGGGGAUAGAUGA